AUGCCCUCCUCCGCCCCCCUCAUCCCCCAUCGCUCCAAGGCAAACACCCACAAGCCCGAAAUCCCAAUCAGCUAUGACAUCAACAUCCCCUAUGUCGAUGUCGACAAGCAAUCUAAAAUCAACACCCCCUACCCGCAAUACCUGCCAACCUGGGAUCCAAUCUGGUUCGAUCCACUCCCACCCUUCGACUACCAUGACCCAGCGCUCCGCGCCAACAAAACCAAAUCAGCCCUGCUGAACGACAAUGUCAAACUAAACCACAUCCAACCAAACAUCGGCACCGUCGUCGAAGGCCUCCAACUCAACCAACUGACCGACACCCAAAAAGACGAACUCGCCCUCCUAAUCUCGGAGCGCAAAGUCCUCGCUUUCCCAAACCAAGACCUAAUCGACGACGGUCCCGACGCGCAAGAAUCAUUCAUGCGCUACUUCGGUAAACCAAAUUACCAGCCCGUUUCGGGGACAAUCAGAAACCACCCCGCCUUCCACGUCAUCCAUCGUGACGGCAACCGCGACGAAAUCGCCCGCUUCCUCGAAGCUCGCACGACAACCACCCUCUGGCACCAGGACGUCAGCUAUGAGAUCCAGCCGCCAGGCUACGUAAUGCUGGGCCUUCUGCAAGGCCCAGAUGUGGGCGGCGACACCGUCUUCUCCGCCACCGAUAUGGCGUAUAAACGGCUCUCGCCGACCCUGCGCGGGUUCCUGGAUACGUUGAAGGCGGUGCAUUCGUCUGCGAAGAUGAUUGCGCAUACCCGGUUGACGGGUGGUCUUGUGCGCAAAGAUCCGGUUGAUAGUGUCCAUCCGCUUGUUCGGGUUCAUCCUGUUACCGGGGAGAAGUGUUUGUUCCUCAAUCAGGAGUUUAUUACCAAAAUUCAGGGCAUGAAGGAGCCUGAGACGAAGUGGAUGCUUGAUUUCCUUAUGAAUCAUAUAAUUACCGGCCAUGAUUUCCAGGCUCGUGUGCGCUGGCAGCCGAGGACUAUUGUUAUGUUUGAUAAUCGGUCUACUACCCACUCGGCUAUCGUCGACUACCUCGAUGACGAGUACGGCGCCAAGGCCCGGCAUAUCUUCCGCCUGAUUGCGCUGGGCGAGAAGCCGAUUCCGGUGUAUGACGAGUUCGAGUAA
This is a messenger RNA of Penicillium argentinense, 1122 nucleotides long. Its product is annotated as TauD/TfdA dioxygenase family protein. The coding region runs from base 1 to 1122 and encodes 373 amino acids. The transcript is spliced from 2 exons. Gene Ontology annotation, cellular component: cytoplasm. The record is from RefSeq and is a predicted model, not a curated record. Gene Ontology annotation, molecular function: 2-oxoglutarate-dependent dioxygenase activity. NCBI's taxonomy places the organism in Eukaryota, Fungi, Ascomycota, Eurotiomycetes, Eurotiales, Aspergillaceae.